This is a messenger RNA of Tarenaya hassleriana, 2521 nucleotides long. RefSeq names its product polygalacturonase 1 beta-like protein 2. The record is from RefSeq and is a predicted model, not a curated record. Bases 356 to 2236 code for a protein of 626 amino acids. The transcript has 2 exons. Lineage: Eukaryota; Viridiplantae; Streptophyta; Magnoliopsida; Brassicales; Cleomaceae.
UAUGCAGCCUUAUAAUCGUUAUAUAGUGGUCUUUUCAAAUAAUAUUUUUUUUUUAUUCUUUUUUCAUUUGGGUUGUGCUGCGAUCUAUUAACUGGGCAAUCCAAGAAUCCUAUGUCCAUUGUUAACGAGGAAACUUGGCCUAAUAAUUUCAAAGUGUUUAAAUGUCGAAACGUCGGUUUAGUUAUCAAAUUUACAUUUUGGUUUACUUCAUGAACAUUUUACAUAUGCCUUAGCUUCCUCUCUCUCUCUCUCUCUCUCUCUCUCUCUCACAUAUUAUUUCGCUUUCUUACCGAACAUACCAUUCCUGUUCUCUCUCUCUCUCUCUCUCUCUUUCUCGCUCGCUCUCGCAGGGAGGAUGAGCACUAAGCAAGCAUUGUUUCUCGGCUUCGUGUGCUUGCUUUCAUCGUCUCAACUACACCCUACCGGAGCCGAUCAAAACACCGGCGAAUCUCCGGCGCCGGUGAACCCAUUCACUCCAAAAGCCUCUCUGGUUCGUUACUGGGACAAACGCAUCGAUGGAGAUUCCACGAAACCCACGCCGUUUUUCCUCUCAAAGGCCUCACCUUUAUCCGCCGUAGACUCCACGCGCUUCGUCUCACUCGCGUCACGCCACGCUCUUCACACGCGCCUCCGUGACUUCUGCACCGCCGCCGUACUCUUCUGCUUCCCGGAGCUCGCGAAUUUCCCGGCCAAACAACACGACGGAGACGUCAACUUUUCCGUCUACACCAACAAAAACUUCACCAACUACGGCUCUAACCGCCUCGCCGGCGCCGGCGACGAGUUCAAGAACUAUUCCACAGGAGACAACAUUGCAAUUGAUUCCUUCCGGCGCUACAGCCGAGACUCCGCCGGCCACUCCGACGGCUUCUCCACCUACGCCGACGAUGCCAACGUCGCCGACCAGAGCUUCAACACCUAUGGCGCCGGAUCCACCGGAGGAUCCGGAGACUUUACGGCAUACCUCGCCGGCGUUAACGGGCCCAACGGCCGUUUUACCUCUUAUUCCGACGACGCAAACGGCCGGAGUCAGUCGUUCACUUCCUACUCCAGUGAUGCCAACGCCGGAGUUCAGGCGUUCACCAGCUACAGCAAGAACGGAAACGGGGCACCGAACGAGUUCUCGGGUUAUGGAACCGGGUCGAAUGUUGUUCAAUCAGAUUUCUCCGGUUAUGGGCAAACAGCGAAUGGAGAAAACGACACGUUCACGAGCUAUGGUACCGAUGGGAAUAUUCCGGUGAACAAUUUCAGAAGCUAUGGAGAUGGCGGAAACGGCGGUGUGUACGGGUUUAAGAGCUACAGAGACGAUUCCAACAUUGGAGCUGAUUCGUUCUCUUCGUACGCCAAGAAUUCCGACAAUGCCAAGAUCGAUUUCGAAAAUUAUGCGAAAUCUGUGAAUCUGGGUUCAGACAAUUUCACCAGUUACGGACAUGGAGCUCAGAAUCAAGAAACGGGGUUUAAAUCGUACGGACCAAAUCCCAACUUCAAGGAAUACACGAAAAACGACGUCGUUUUCUCGAGAUACACGAACUCGACCUCCGCGAGUGGUAAAACCGUAAAUAAAUGGGUGGAGCCGGGCAAAUUUUUUCGGGAGGCGAUGUUAAGGGAGGGGACUUUGAUGCAAAUGCCGGAUAUUAGAGAUAAAAUGCCCAGAAGGACUUUUUUACCCCGGGCCAUCACCGCGAAAUUGCCGUUCUCAUCCUCGACCACCCGUGAGAUCCUCCGUAUCUUCUCGGCAGCCGAGAACUCGUCGAUUUCUCGUAUCAUCUCAUACGCCGUCGCGGAAUGCGAGCGGCCCCCGAGCCGCGGUGAGGUCAAGAGGUGCGUCGGCUCGGCAGAGGACAUGAUAGAUUUCGCCACGUCGAUGCUCGGGCGCCACGUGGCGGUCAGGACGACAGAGAGCGUAGCAGGGUCAAAAGGGACGAUCGAGAUCGGGAAAGUCAACGGAAUCAACGGGGGAAAAGUGACGAGAUCGGUAUCGUGUCAUCAGACUUUGUACCCGUAUCUACUGUAUUACUGCCACUCGGUACCUCGGGUUCGGGUCUACGAGGUGGAUCUUUUAGAUCCGAAGAGUCGGGUCAAGAUUAAUCACGGUGUUGCCAUCUGUCAUGUUGACACGUCAGCAUGGAGCCCGGGUCAUGGAGCUUUCCUAGCCUUGGGUCCGGGCCCGGGUCGAAUCGAGGUCUGUCAUUGGAUCUUCGAAAAUGAUAUGACGUGGAUUAUUACAAAGGUUUGAUCUGAACCGUUCGUUUGUCAUUGGUCCUGUUUGGCUUUCGAGUUUCGAGUUUAUCUUUCUUGUCCUUGGUGUUUGUGUUUUUUUAAAAGCUUUGCUAUUUUUAAUUGAGAUUUGCAAGUGUAAUUUUUCCCUCUUUUUCUUAGAUUGAAUAUGAACACUUUACAAUAAGGAACAUAUAUCUACUUAUAUAACAUUCAAUGUAAUUGGAACGUAUAGGAAAAUGUGCAUAUGUGUGUGUGUGCGCCACAAAUAAUGGAUGAUUUGGGACUGAGUUAAGGCAGAUAA